AUGAUAUCAACAGAGGAGAGAAAACAACGAUUAUUAGAUUUAAUCCGUCGUCCAGUCUCUAGUCGUCUUGUUCAAUAUGUAUCACAACAAGCAGGUCUAGUCAUUCCAUGUCAACCUCCAUCAUUGCCUUCCAAAUAUGAUCAAACUUCCAAUCGUCAAACAUCACCCACUUUACCUUCUUUACCGACAUUUAUUCAAUCUUUGAUAAAAAGAUCCUGUGUCAAACCAGGCACUUUACUUGGGGCACUUGUCUUUUUGGAUCGUUUACAACGCCGACUAGCUCAUUUGGCCAGAGGCAUGCCAUGUACUUGUCAUCGGAUCUUCUUGGCCACUUUAAUCGUCACUUCUAAAAGUUUACAUGAUACUUCACCAAAAAAUAAGCAUUGGGCUCGUUAUGCUGUUCAUUUUAAUUUAUCCGAAAUCAAUUUGAUGGAACAACAGUUACUAUCACUAAUGGUAAAUUUUUUUUUCUUCUUCUUUUUUUUAAUAACCUGA
Molecule: messenger RNA, 495 nt
Organism: Halteromyces radiatus
Lineage: Eukaryota; Fungi; Mucoromycota; Mucoromycetes; Mucorales; Cunninghamellaceae
Exons: 1
Coding region: 1-495 (164 amino acids)
Biological process (GO): regulation of cyclin-dependent protein serine/threonine kinase activity
Cellular component (GO): cyclin-dependent protein kinase holoenzyme complex; nucleus
Molecular function (GO): protein kinase binding; cyclin-dependent protein serine/threonine kinase regulator activity
Source: RefSeq, a predicted model, not a curated record